ACACCCAACCUCCUAAUCUCCCCAAUCUAACUAACCAAUAAUUAAAAAGAGACCUAAUUAAUUAAAAUUAGAAAUCAUUAAGAAAGCCACUUCAAUAUAAUACCCAAUUGUCUAAACUACUUCCCACAUUCCAUACCCAUCCUCUCUGUCUCUCUCCCUCUCCUCUCUCCCUUGUAAUGCAAGAAGAAGAACACAACCCAAGAAUUACAAUGGGAAAAGCCACCCGGAUUCUCAGAAGAUCAAUCCACACAUUCCUCCAACACUACCAGGACUUCACCUCCAUUGUGGCACUCAUAGCCUUUCCUUUCUCAGUCUCAGUCCUAAUCUCCCAAGCCAUUGUUCCUUCUUCAACCUCAUCUCUAUUCCCAACCAUCCACAACCGCCUCCGGAGUCUUUUUGAUGCAGCAGGGCUCCCACCAUCUUCACAAUUCUUCACAAUUCUCACCCAGAAACUCUCCCAAACAAUCUCUUCCGCAAUUUUCACACUACCCUUCACCCUAACUUUCCUCCUGAUCACCAAAACCUCCAUAAUCCAAGCCCUCAGUUCCCACAAGAACCCAUCUAUCACUUCUGCACUAUCUCUCUACCCUUCAAUUCUGAUAACCCAUCUCUGCAACUCCCUCCUAAUCCUCUCUGCAAAUGCAACUGUGUUUUCUCUCCUAUUCAUCGCCUUCAACUUUCUCGAGGGACUUGGGUUCUCUGACUCACACAAGACCCUACUCUUCUUAUCAGCAUCUGGGGCAGUAUUGUAUUCUAUUGUUCUUGCCAAUGCUCUUAUUAUUUGCAACAUGGCAUUGGUUAUAUCAGGGACAGAGAAGAGUGGGGGUUACUUGACAAUUCUCAAGGCGUGUUUAGUAAUCAGAGGAAGAACUUCAACUGCUCUGUUUUUGGCUCUACCUGUCAGCUUGGGAUUGGCUGCAAUUGAGGCAUUGUUUCAAUACAGGGUUGUAAGGGCUUACCACUUUGAAGGAAAGCUUGGAUCUUCAAUGGUUUUGGAGGGAGUUUUCAUUGCUUACUUGUACUCAAUCCUUGUGGUUCUUGACACAGUUGUCAGCUUCAUGUUCUUCAGGAGCUGCAAGACAAGUUCUUGGAUUGAAAUCACAGAUGAAGAAACUGGUGGUUAUACCAAUUUGAAGACUGCUUUGAAGGAAGUCUCAUGAAUGGAUUGGGGUUCACAAUUUCAUUAUUCUUUAUAGAAAAUUACAAAUUAUUAUAAAGAAUUUGUAUGAUUGUAUCUUCAAAGUUGAUUUCAUUUUGCUUGGUAAUGACGCCAGGCAACUUUCCAGGGCAUAAAGAAGAAGACAAACCCUGAACAGGAAACGAAAAUUGUACACAAACCUUUGCUCAUUGGUACAUUCCAUUUCUACUCUUUUUUUCCCCUUUUCACUUGGGUCUCUUUUUCGUUAGAUUUAGGUCAAGUUUCAGACUUUCAGUGUAAUUGUACCCUCAGAGUAGUUGAGAAAGGGAAAAGAGACUGGAACUUUACCUUGAAUAUAAAUAUAGGAACUUUAAUAGAUGAUAUGCUUUUCAAUUGGGAUUCUGUUCAGUCAGUAUUCUACAUUUCAGGCAAUGUUGAUUACUUGUGCCGUUU
Messenger RNA from Argentina anserina (silverweed cinquefoil), 1591 nucleotides. RefSeq lists its product as uncharacterized. The transcript has a single exon. The record is from RefSeq and is a predicted model, not a curated record. Lineage: Eukaryota; Viridiplantae; Streptophyta; Magnoliopsida; Rosales; Rosaceae. Bases 177 to 1160 code for a protein of 327 amino acids.